AUGAAUCUGGAAAUCCUGCACCGGCACCCGAGCCAUGUCCAAGGCAUGCUAAGGUCGCGCAAGCUACUGGCUCUGGUCCUUCUUGUCGGCACCGCUGCUCUCACCCUAUACCUGCUCCAGAGUCCCCAGCAGAUCCAGACACUCGAGGAAUCGACGGCUUCGCUCUUCCAAGGCCACCAUGCCCACGAGGAGAACCAGCCACUCCUCCCCGCGAGUUCCUUGUUGCAUCCUAUCCACCAGCUAGUCGCCCAGGGGGAGAGUGACUUUCAGACUGUCCGAGCGCGCCAGUCGCGGUCUCUCAGCGAUGCGGUAGCCGAGUACCGCAGGCGGUACAAGCUGCCUCCUCCUCCGCAUUUCGACAAAUGGUACAACUUUGCGAAGAAACGGGGCGUCGAGCUCAUCGACGAGUAUGACACGAUAUAUCACCAGUUGCUGCCCUUUUGGGCAUUGGAACCCAGUGUCAUAAGAGAGAGGACAAGAGAAGCUAUCGGAUUCGACAAUGCUUUGAUCUCUGUCAUGAUCCGCGAUGGCAAGGUCACCAAGGCCGAAGGAGGUGGAGAUAUGUACGAGUGGCAUAGGGAGGCGACGCCUAUCAUGUUGAAAGAUUUCAUCAAGUACCUGCCCGAUAUGGACCUAGCAUUCAACAUUCAUGACGAGCCUCGCGUGGUGAUGCAGCACGAUGACCUCCUGCACCACGUCAAGGUGGCCAAGGACGAGAACAUCCCCAAGGCAUACAAUGCUCAGAGACUGAAGAACGAAUGGUCGCGCCGCGCCGAAGAUCUCGGUGAAGGAAUCCGGAUCAAAGAAUACAAAACUACCCGCUUCAACCGCUUUGCCCACCAACCGACAUGGAGCAAUUCUAGAAUCUCCUGCCCACCAGACAGUGCUGCGCGUUACUGUCUCACCGACUCCUGCCCGGACAACAUUACUGCCUAUUCUAAUCUGCCCCUGGGCUUCGUCCGGAACACCACUGCCUUCUCCGACAUCUGCAACUCUCCCAGCAUGGAGAGGUCAUUUGGCUUUUUCGACCGUCCCAACGCGUUUGAUGUCACACACGACCUCUUCCCCAUCUUCUCGCAGUCCAAGAUCUCUUCCUUUCAAGACAUCCUGUACCCGUCGCCAUGGUAUUAUAUGGGCCGUGUCAAGUAUGAGCCGGAACGGGAUAUGCCGUGGGAACAGAAGGCUCCUACGAUGUAUUGGCGAGGUAGCACCACCGGUGGCUUCUCCCGCGAUGGUGGGUGGAGAAGACAACACCGUCAACGGUUUCUCACCAAGAUCCAGCCACUCAACACGGCCAAGAUUCUCGAAUUGGACACCAACACUUCGGCAGAAGAUUCUCUGUGGCGCGAGAAGACCAUUUCCGCCGCCGAGGUAGCGCAUUAUUUUGACGUCAAGUUCACGUACAUUGGGCAAUGUGACCCUGGGGACUGCGACGCUCAACGCGAGUACUUUGGGACUGUGGAGCCUGUCAACAUGUUUGACGCACUGGCGUCUCGGUAUCUGCUCGACAUAGAUGGCAAUGCCUUCUCAGGUCGCUAUUACGCCUGGCUGUUGAGCAAAUCUCUUGUCUACAAGCUCGCGGUGUUCCGUGAGUGGCACGACGAAUGGCUGAGGCCGUGGGUGCAUUACAUCCCCCUUGGUCUGAUCGGUGACGAAUACGCCGAGAGCGUGAGGUACUUUGAUCAAGAGGAGGCUGGCAAGGUGGAAGGCAAGAGGAUCGCCGAGCAGGGCAGGAGUUGGGCGCAAAAGGUGCUGAGGAAUGAGGAUUUGGAGGUGUGGUAUUUCCGGCUGUUGUUAGAGUGA
Molecule: messenger RNA, 1803 nt
Organism: Fonsecaea nubica
Lineage: Eukaryota; Fungi; Ascomycota; Eurotiomycetes; Chaetothyriales; Herpotrichiellaceae
Exons: 1
Coding region: 1-1803 (600 amino acids)
Source: RefSeq, a predicted model, not a curated record